Molecule: messenger RNA, 1745 nt
Organism: Andrographis paniculata
Lineage: Eukaryota; Viridiplantae; Streptophyta; Magnoliopsida; Lamiales; Acanthaceae
Product: zinc finger BED domain-containing protein RICESLEEPER 2-like
Exons: 4
Coding region: 1-1647 (548 amino acids)
Molecular function (GO): protein dimerization activity; DNA binding
Source: RefSeq, a predicted model, not a curated record
AUGGCUUCACAAAAGAAACAAUGUGUCAUUCCUUUUAAGCCAUCCAAUUCAAGUAAUCCGUUUAUAAGUCCGGGGUUUAGAUUUUCUAAUGAAAAGAUGAGGGAAGUCAUUGCCACUUCUAUUAUGGUACAUGAGUAUCCUUUUAGCAUUGUAGAAGACGAUGCUUUUAUAUGGUCAUUUCAGUAUGCGAACCCUGAAUUUCAGAAAGUUUCUCGUAAGACGAUACGAAGUGAUUGCAUAGCAAUAUAUGAAGCAGAAAGAAAAGCAUUGAAGGAAUUAUUAAAGAGUGUGAGCAAGAUUAGCUUGACAACAGAUAUGUGGAAAUCCAGUCAUCAAGUGAUUGAAUAUAUGGUAAUCACUGGUCAUUUUAUAGAUUCUGGGUGGAAGCUUCAGAAAAGGAUUUUAAGCUUUGUCAAGGUGCCUGCUCCAAGGCGAGGAAUUGAUGUAGCCAAUGCCAUUUUCAAAUGUUUGAAGGCUUGGGGGAUCGAAGAUAAAGUGUUCUCAGUAUCAGUUGACAAUGCUUCAUAUAAUGACUCGUGCUUGAGAGGGCUUAGUCGAAUCAAAGAUAUCAUCCAUAAUGUUCGUGAAAGUGUGAAGUAUGUAAACUUCAAUGAUUCAAGAUUGAAGAGUUUUGGUGAAGUAGUUGAACAAAAGCAUCUAAAAGAAAGGAAGUUGAUAAUUGAUUGUCCAACAAGGUGGAAUUCUACAUAUCACAUGUUAGCCGCUGCUUUAAAAUUCAAGAUUGUCUUCUCAGAAUACCAAGAAAGAGAACCUCAUUAUACAUUUGCACCUUCAAAUGAAGAUUGGGAGAAAGUCGAGAAAGUUUGUAAACUUUUAGAGGUUUUCAACUUAGCUACCAAUUUAAUAUCUGGAAGUGAAUAUCCUACUGCCAACUUGUAUCUUUCAGAGGUCUGGAAAGUGAAGCAAGUAAUUGAUGAUGCGACAAAGGAUGAUGAUCUUUUUAUGAUACAAAUGGCAACGCAAAUGAAAGAAAAGUUUGAUAAAUAUUGGGGUGAGUGCAAUCUAUUGAUGGCUGUUGCAAAUGUAUUGGAUCCGAGAGUUAAAUUUCAUGGUGUUGAAAUAUGUUUUCCAAUGAUAUACAAGUCUGAAGAAGUUGCUGCCGAGUAUGUGAACAAAGUGCGUGCUUCACUGCAACAACUAUAUAAUGAUUAUGUGGCCUUAAGUGUUGAAGAAUCAUCCUCAAGUCAGUGCAAUAUGGCUAACAUCUCCUCUGCCACCACCCAAUCUGAAUCUGCGAUAGUUACUGGGUUUGAUCAAAUUAUGAGUCUUGUAAGAGCAAAAGAAGCAAUUCCUGUAUCAAAAUCUGAAUUGGAUGCCUAUCUCGAGGACAGUGUUUAUAUUCCUGAUGGAAAUAUGUCUUCAUUUUGUGCCUUGGAGUGGUGGAGGAACAACAGCAUGAAAUAUAAAGUUUUAUCGAAGAUGGCUGCUGAUGUACUUGCGAUUCCAAUAUCAACGGUAGCUUCAGAGUCUACAUUUAGUGCUGGAGGUAGAAUUAUAGAUGAAUAUCGUUCAAGAUUGAAUGAAGAAUCUAUUGAGACACUAAUUUGUGGAGGAGAUUGGCUUCGACAUAAAUACAACUUGAAAAAAAAGAAGGUGAAUGAGUCUUUGAAGGAGAUAAGCUUAUAGAUUAAAGAAGUUCUUUAAUACUUUGGUUGCGAUUUAAUGGUUUCAGAAACUUUGGGGGAAUUUGCAAUUCUUGUGGCUUGUGGCCUGUGGGUGACGUG